Molecule: messenger RNA, 279 nt
Organism: Darwinula stevensoni
Lineage: Eukaryota; Metazoa; Arthropoda; Ostracoda; Podocopida; Darwinulidae
Source: the annotation of a GenBank genome assembly
GUCAGAAAAUACAAGCGCCUCACUGAAUUGGAAAUUGAAUCCAAAGCUCUCAGGUCUCUGGACAAUGUGCAGCCUGGAGAUUGCAUAGUCUGCUUCAGCAAGAAUGAUAUCUACGCUAUUUCCCGGACCCUUGAAAGCAAAGGCCAUCAGGUCGCUGUCAUUUACGGGGGAUUGCCACCUGGAACAAAGUUGGCUCAAGCUCAGAAGUUCAAUGACCCAGAAGAUCCUUGCAAGAUCCUUGUGGCCACAGAUGCUGUUGGCAUGGGUCUUAACCUGUAA